Paramormyrops kingsleyae is the source of this 3400-nucleotide messenger RNA. RefSeq names its product leucine-rich repeat-containing G-protein coupled receptor 5-like. Gene Ontology annotation, molecular function: protein binding; protein-hormone receptor activity; G protein-coupled peptide receptor activity. Lineage: Eukaryota; Metazoa; Chordata; Actinopteri; Osteoglossiformes; Mormyridae. The record is from RefSeq and is a predicted model, not a curated record. Gene Ontology annotation, biological process: adenylate cyclase-activating G protein-coupled receptor signaling pathway; hormone-mediated signaling pathway; activation of adenylate cyclase activity. Gene Ontology annotation, cellular component: plasma membrane.
GCUGAGUCUGCCGACGGCGGGUACUAGCGCAUGCAGGCCUGCUGGCCGGCCGGCUUCAGAGAAACUCCUGCUUAUAAGUGACUUGGAGCCUGGAAGAUGCGCGCUUGCUGGCUGGUCUUUGCGUCGGUCUUCGGCGGCGCGGCGCUGGCGCUGGUCGGGCGCGCGGACUGUCCGCGGCGCUGUCAGUGCGAGGGGGACGGGGCGCUCCUGCGCGUGGACUGCGCGGACCUCGGUCUCGCGGAUCUCCCUGCAAACCUCAGCGUCUUCACUUCCUAUCUAGACCUCAGCAUGAACAGCCUCACGCUGCUCCGGGCAGGAGCCCUUGGUCACCUCCGUUUCCUGGAAGAGCUGCGACUUGCGGGGAAUGACCUGAACCACAUUCCUGCCGGAGCCUUCUCUGGCCUUGUCAGCCUCAAAGUGCUGAUGCUGCAGAACAACCAGCUCUGGCAGGUCCCCAGUGAGUCGCUGCGGCCCCUACGGAACCUGCAGUCCCUCCGCCUGGACGCCAACCGCAUCAUCAGUGUGCCGCCCAGCUCCUUUGACGGCCUGCUGUCCCUGCGGCACCUUUGGCUGGAUGACAACGCCCUGACGGAGGUGCCCGUCCCAGCCCUGGCGGGACUCUCCUCCCUGCAGGCCAUGACUCUCGCCCUCAACAGGGUCAGCCACAUCCCCGACGGCGCCUUUGCUAACCUCAGCAGCCUGGUGGUCCUACAUCUCCAUAACAACAGAAUCCACACCCUUGGGAAGAAGUGCUUCGAUGGCCUUCAGAAUCUGGAGACCUUGGACUUGAACUAUAACAGCUUGGUGGACUUCCCUGUUGCCGUCAAAGCCCUCACCAACCUGAAGGAGCUGGCAUUUCACAGCAACAACAUCCGGUCCAUUCCAGAGCAGGCCUUCGUUGGGAAUCCUUCACUGCUGACAAUUUACUUCUAUAACAACCCCAUCCAGUCCAUUGGCAAGUCGGCCUUCCAGCUCCUUCCAGAACUGCGCACAUUAUCUCUGAACGGGGCCACGGAAAUCACGGAGUUCCCGGACCUCACCGGUACCAUGAGUCUGGAGAGCCUAACCAUCACUGGAGCGCGGAUCUCCUCUCUCCCGAGCACCUUGUGUAACCAGUUACCCAAACUCAAAGUUCUGGAUCUUUCUUACAACUUGAUCCAGCACCUCCCCAGCUUCAGCGGCUGUGGAAACAUCCAGAAAAUAAACCUCCAUCACAACAAAAUCCAAGAAGUUCUUUCAGGAACUUUCCAGAGCCUUCCGGCACUGAAAUCUGUUGACCUGGCCUGGAACAGAGUCUGCACUGUGGAAUCCGGCGCCUUCUCCCACCUCCCGCUGCUGGCCAGGCUGGACCUGACCUCCAAUCAGCUGUCGUCCCUCCCUGCCGCCGGCCUCCAGAGCCUCACGCACCUCAAGCUGGUGGGAAAUGGCAGGAUGAAGGAGCUGCUGUCUGCAGAGGACUUCCCAGUGCUCAGGGUGAUGGAGAUGCCAUAUGCGUUUCAGUGCUGCGCUUUCGUGGCCUGCGAGAUGUCACCAGAGCCCUGGGCCACGGAGGAGAGCAGUGGCGUCAAGGAGAUACGCGGCAGGACAGGCGGGGAGCUCAUGCCCAGGCCAGAGGAUCAUGACCUUGAAGAUUUUCCCCUGGAGCUUGACGAGGACCCAAAGUUCCAUCAGUUGGUUCAGUGCAACCCAGCACCAGGACCUCUCCAGCCCUGUUCCCACCUCUUCGGGAGCUGGGUCAUACGUGCCGGCAUGUGGCUCAUCGCGCUGCUGUCGCUCACCUGCAACACCCUAGUGGCCUGCACGGUCUUCCUGUCCCCUGCCCUCGUAUCUCCAGCCAAGCGUCUUGUGGGCCUCUUGGCUGUCUCCGACUGUGUCGUCGGCCUCUCCGGAGGUGUGCAGGCCGUGGCCGAUGCCCUGACCCUCAGUGGCUUUGCAGCAUACGCUGCCUGGUGGGAGGGAGGCGUAGGAUGUAAGGUCACGGGCUUCCUGUCCGUCUUCGCCGGUGAAACCAGCGUCUUCCUGCUGACCACUGCCAUGGUGGAGUACAGGCUCUCUGUACGCUGCUCCAAGAGGUCAGGGGCUCGGCCGGCCCCCAGAAGCAUGAGGAUGAUUUCAGGCCUGUGUUUCGGCCUGGCUCUGGCCAUCACUGCCCCCUCCGUCCUCUACAUGGGCCAGCACACCAUCUCCUCUCUAUGCCUGCCUCUGCCCUUUGGAGAGGCUUCCAGCAUGGGCUUCAUGGUGGCUUUGGUGCUCCUCAACUCGCUCUGCUAUUUUGUCAUGACAGUAAUCUACACCAUGCUCUACUGCAGCUUGGCAAAGGAUGAGCUGGACAGCUUCUGGGACUGCUCCAUGAUAAGCCACCUGGCCAGGCUGCUCGUCACUAACUGCCUGCUCUACAUUCCCGUGGCCUUCCUCUCCUUCUCCUCUCUGCUCAGCCUCUCCUUCAUCAGCCCAGUAAUGGCGAAGUCUGUGCUGCUGAUCAUUGCCCCCCUUCCCGCCUGCCUGAACCCACUACUCUACGUGUCCUUCAACCCUCACUUCAAGGAGGACUUGGCUUUGCUCUGCAAGCAGGCACGGCUGCUGAGGGGGCACCACCAUGCCAGCUUGAUCUCCUUGAACUCUGAAGAUGCAGAGAAGCAAUCAUGUGACUCCAUGCAAGCUCUGAUGAUCAACACAUCUCUCCAGGAGGCCCGGGAGGAUGAGGAGCUCUACGGAAACCCUGUGCCCUUUGUCCCUUGCAGUUAGACAAGACCCUAUGUUGGGCUGCUUUGCUGGAUUAACAUCCUAUUGGUCCACAGUCCUGACUAGCAUUGUAGAGACCAGAAGACAACUGGUGCAGCACCUGAACCCAGACCAGGUAGGUGGCCAGCUGGUGGAAGACAGAGAUAAUUAAGCUUUUCCGUGAUUAAACUUCAUACCAUCAUGGCAGCGUCAGGCGAUGUUGGAUGUUCCUCUGAGGCGCCCCGAAGUCCAGAAGCCUGCUGAUUGUGCAAAGAUGGCGGUUAACCGUGACGAGCUUCUCCUCUUUUUGCUUGUGACACAGCCGUGUGGAACGUUUCAAAGGCAUUUUACAGACCCACAGAUCAACAGAUACCAGAAAUAAAACCGGAACUGAAGUCAGACGCCUUGCCUUUGGGACGUGACGAUAAGAUUCAUGCAGUGAUCGAUUGUGUUGGAACUGCACUGCCGGAUGUUGCUGGUUCUAUGUUCUCUGGUUGUUUUGGAAUCUGACACAUUUAGCCUGUUAAACAUGAGGUUGUGGACAUAUCCAGACUUCACUCAUCUAUGCAUUAUAUUGUACAAAUCAAUUUACUGUGAUUUGUGACUUUUUAUCGCAUAUAGCCUAUAAACAGAAAUGUAUAACAUUUCCUUCUGUUAGUGUUUAACUUUAUGUCAAUAU